Molecule: messenger RNA, 2129 nt
Organism: Fimicolochytrium jonesii
Lineage: Eukaryota; Fungi; Chytridiomycota; Chytridiomycetes; Spizellomycetales; Powellomycetaceae
Exons: 1
Coding region: 88-1974 (628 amino acids)
Biological process (GO): protein phosphorylation
Molecular function (GO): protein kinase activity; ATP binding
Source: RefSeq, a predicted model, not a curated record
UUACUUCACACCCCGGCACAUCCCAUCGACCCAACCGCUCGCCAACCCGCCUCAAUACCCCCCGGGAAACUCGGCUAAACCGCCAAAAUGCACCCCUUCUUCACACCGCCUCCCAAACGUCCCGCCGCAUCAUCCCACCCAGCGGCGGCACGCGACGGCCACGGCCGAUUAUCAUUCGCGCUGGGUCGGGGAGGGGUUAGAGGGCGGCUGAGUUUGGAGGCGUUGGAGGAUCGCGGCGCUAGGGGGGACGGGAGUGGGAGGAGGGUUUCUGUAGCUGGUGAGGCGGGUAGGAGGGGUGAGGAUGUGAACAGCGUGAAGAAGGAGGAAGUGAGCACGCAGGGACAGGGACGAGGGCGGGAGGUGGUUUUGGAAGAUAGACGGCGGGUCGAGGAUGAGGGCAGACGGCGGGUGGAGGAGGAAGGGAGGAGGAAGGAACAUGCAGAUGAAGCUGGGGAGCGGAGGCGGGGUGUGGAUUUGAGUGAUGAAGCUGCCAAACGGGAUCUUGUUGACCUCGAUAAGGAGAGGUAUCGACGGCCCGACCAAGACCCACCCACCUCCUCCUCGAUCCGUCCAAGUGCAAGUCGAGAAGACGACCGCCACCUCCGCCGACCUGAAUCUACACCCACCACCCACAACCCCACCGAUUCCCGCCGGAAUAGUCGUGAUUACCCUACCGUUCGGAGACUGGACGAUCAUCGCGAACGACACGCCUCCGCAGACGAUUGGCGGGGAGAUUGGGACAGGGACAGGGACAGGGACAGGAAACAACGCGAUAGCCACGACUACCCUCACAGCAAAGACCCCGAUUGGCAUGCACGCUCCUCCGUGCGUGACCGAGACAGAGACCGGGACCGGGACCGGGACCGGGACCGGGAACACCACCACCAUUCCUGGGACGACCGACGUGAUUACCGACACCGUGACGACUCCUACCACCGCCAUGCCCACCGAGGCGAUGAUACCCGACGGGGCGACCGACCUCGCCAUCAUCAUGACCGGAGGGACGAGAGAGUGGGGCGGUAUGACGAAAACCGCCCCGGGGAUGAGAGGGAGUAUGUGUCGCGUGGGCGGGAUGAGAGGAGACGCAGUUUUGUGGAUGAGCGGGUUCCUGAGGUGGAUGAGCGACGGGGAGGGGCGGAUGCGAGGGAGAGGGAGCGGGCGAGGGAACGGGACAGGGAACGGGAACGGGAACGUGAGAAGGAACGGGUGAGGGAUAAACCCGAUACCCGUGUUGAGGCACGACCCACCCCGACCCGCCGUGAAGAUGAAUCUGAGCUUCGCAAACUCGCCGUUAUCCCCGAUCCCUCCCGCGCCGCCAGCUCUCAUAGAGAAAGAAACCCAGUCCCGGUAAAAACCCCCUCCUCGUCAUCAGCAGGCCCCCGACGCCCGUCGCACGCGCCUCUCCCCGAUCUCGACGUCGUCGCCGAACUCGAGAAAGGGUUCUAUACCCCGCGGGUGGAUCGGCCGACGAGUGCUGUCGCAGAACCGAGGCCUGUGGAGGUGGAGCGGAGACGGAUCUCGUUUGCGGUCAAUUCGGUCAGAUUGGACGUACGGAAAGACGAUGCCCGCAGCAGCGGUGGAGGAGGUGAUCGGGCGCUCCCGUUCGCAUCACCACCACUGCAUCCCUCAGCUGUAUCCGAGAAGCGCACCCCACCAACAACAACCGUCAAACCACCAGAACAACAACCCACAACACCCCCACCCCCCCGCAACCCCAACCGCAUCUCCCGCCACCUCACCCGCACCUCCCUCCCCCCGACCCCCACCUCCAAACCGCGCCCCCUCCCGCGCUUCGACAUCUUCCGCAGCAUCGAAGAGCAUUUCGAGAAUCUGGAGAUGAUUGGCCAGGGAACGUUUGGAACGGUGUAUAAGGCCGUGAUGAAAUGUAAUGGGCAGGUGGUGGCGUUGAAGCAGAUCAUUGAUAAGAAGGGGAAGAAUGAUAUUGUAGGUUUUGAUUUUUCUUUUUUUUUUUGAGGGGGGAGCUUCAGGCGGACCCAUGGGAAACCCAUCGGGCGGUUGGGAUGCGCGGGGGGGCUUAACUGAUGAUUGGGUUUCUUUCUGAUUACUCGAAACAGUUCACGGUCCCCAACCUCCGCGAACUCACCUUCUUCCAAAAAUACCACCACAAA